Messenger RNA from Ctenopharyngodon idella (grass carp), 1038 nucleotides. RefSeq names its product microfibril-associated glycoprotein 4-like. The record is from RefSeq and is a predicted model, not a curated record. Bases 144 to 884 code for a protein of 246 amino acids. Gene Ontology annotation, biological process: elastic fiber assembly. Lineage: Eukaryota; Metazoa; Chordata; Actinopteri; Cypriniformes; Xenocyprididae. The transcript has 6 exons.
UUUCUACAGUAACAGAGGAGGAGCCUGAGAAUCUGACAGAUAUAAAGUUUGUGUCAGACUGAACAACACAAGACACAUCAAACGAUUUAAAAAGAAAACAUUGAUAAAUCUCUGCAGUGAUCAGCUGAGAAAAAACUGAGAGGAUGGCAAUGCUGUUUCUCGCGGCUCUGCUCUCUGUUUUCACGGGGUUUGUUGUGUCGGUUCCUGAUGGAUUCAAGCCGGUCGACUGUUCUGACCUUUAUAAAGCAGGACAAACAGUCAGUGGGAUUUACUCCAUCUAUCCAGCAGGUGACACUCCUGUCUGGGUUUACUGUCACAUGAUCUCAGAUGGGAAAGAUGAAGAUAAAGGAGGAUGGACGGUGAUUCAGAGGAGAAUGGACGGCAGUAUUAAUUUUUAUCGGCCGUGGAAUCAGUACAAGAAAGGAUUUGGGAAAGUGGAGAGUGAAUACUGGCUGGGGCUGGAGAACAUGUACCAGCUGACACGUAACAGGAAGUACAUGCUGAGAGUGGAUCUGGAGGACUUUGAAGGAAAGAAAGGUUUUGCUCUGUACUCGUCCUUCUCUGUGGAUUGUGAAAAUGAGGGGUAUAAACUGCAUGUUUCAGGAUUCACUGAUGGAGGAGCAGGUGACUCUUUAUCUGGCCAUAAUGAUCAGAAGUUCACCACCUUUGACAAAGAUCAAGAUCCCUAUAAGAAGAACUGUGCCAAACUGUUUCUCGGGGCAUUUUGGUACACAGUAGGAUGUCACUACACAAACCCCAACGGUGUGUAUUUGUGGGGAGAACACAACACACAUCACGCCAUUGGUGUUGUUUGGAGAAGCUGGAAAAACAGUUUCUCUGUCAGUGUGAAAUCCAUCAGCAUGAAGAUCAAACGUGUGUCUUAGAAGCAUUAGUGUUUUUAGGAACAAAUUAUCAGCUGUUGUUUUCAACAUAUAACAAAUGUAAAGGUUUUACUUUCGUCACUGUAAGUAAAUCAAUGUAUAUCUUUGGUUUUGUUCUUUUGAUUUACUUAAACAUAAAUAAAUAAAAUAAACUCCA